CAGUUCAAAUUAUCCCAUACAGACCUGAUAGUUGGUUAUGAAGUUUACCUUCGUGGAAUGUUUGUCUGAAGUCUAAGAACUGUCAAUAACAACAACGAGCAUCUUUCCUGUACAAGAAGCAUAGCGUGAAUAAAAACACGAACAAUAUUUAUCGUUGACAAUCGUCUUCAAUAAAAAACGGAACUAAUGUGAUGACAUAUUAAGCAGAACUUUGAACAUUAAGACGACAGUGUCUCCUAAAGAAAAUUGGAUAAUCAAGAGUUUAAAAAACAAAACUCAAUGGCGGAUGAUCAAUAUAGAUGCUUAGUCGUUGAAAACCAUUCCAAUGUUAAAAUCACUGUAAACUAUUACAAAGGUUGGUCUCCUUUUUGCAAGUUUCCGACUUCUUCAAAAACCCUCCAACCAACAGAGAAUCAUCGCUAUCAUCAUAAGGAAUCAUACAAGUUUGAAAUUUUUGCGCAUAUAGACAAUAGAAAUGAAAAGAAGCUUCUUGGACCCAGGAAUUGCAACGAUAUUGAAGUGAUAACUAUAAAUGAAUCAUUAACUUGUCAACGAAAUACUGUAAACGAAAAUGGCAGGCAAACAAUCGGUCGCCACAUAAAUCGAGAAAACGAAUUGCCCUCUGGAGACUUGUAUGAACAACUAGGAUUAAACAUGAAAGAAGUUCGUAAAAUGAAUGUAAAUGACUUAAAAGCGGUCAAAACAGGAUUUCUUAAAAUGAUGCUUAUAUGGCAUCCCGACAAGCCUAAUGGCAAUAAGGAAAUAGCAGAAAAGAUAAUUCACGCAAAGGAAAUUUUGUUAAAUGAUGAAUAUCGAGCUCAAUAUCACAACCACUUUGACUAUCAACAAGGAUGGUUUUCUUUAAAACGGUGGAAAGCAAUUUUUCAUCUGAUGCGGAGUGUAAAGCAACUUAAAGCUUUUUGGAAGCGACUUGGUUUUCUUGUAUUCUCUUCUUUAUUAGCUGUCGGCGGGAUCACCUGUUCUGUUUUAACGGCUGGUCUCGGUGCACCAGUUUUUGUAACAUUAGGAUCAAUAGCUGGUGGAGCGUUAUUCGGCGCCGGCUUACAAUCUUCAGGUGAAUGCCUAAAAGAACGAUCUGUUAUUGAUGGAAUGGAUUCUGAGAAAUGGAUCAAAAAAGCGUUGAUAGGUGGAGCUGCAGGUGUCUUCGUUGGAGGUGCGUCCGCUGGCAUCACAGCAGGAAUAGUAGGCAUUGGAAACGCAGCAUUAUCGUCAAGUGCGGUUUCGAUUGGUAAAUUUAUUGGAAUGGGAGCAGCUAAUGGUGGUAUUGGUGGAGUAAUAAUGUCUUUGAGCUCUAUUCUCUCAAGGAAAUUAGUUGACAAAGAAAACAUUGCUCUAAAGAAGGUCAUAAUUCACGCCCUAUUGGGAGGAUUGAUAGGAGCGACGGCUGGUAUAGCAGCAGGUGCAGUUACUAAACCUUUAGUUGAUAGUGGUUCAUCUGCGGCCGCACCAACGAUUGAAGGUGACUUAAUAGAGCAAGUUUUUUUACGUACGACUGGACAAAAUACAGUUAAACUAUUGCGCCUUGUUGGUAAAAGAGCUGCUAUUUUGGUGUCGAGAGUUGCAAUUGAAAAAUCUUACGACGCUGCUUACGAGCUCGUAGAUAGUUCGGCUAAAAAGCUAGAUCUGACAACACUUGUAAGUGAGAAUGAGAAUCAAGAUAAGGAAUUAUUGGAUCUACUGCAAAACGAAGAAAAUGCAUUUAAUGGGGAGGAUGUUGACGGGUUACAGGAACUAAUGCACGAGUCUUAUCUAACUCAAGGAAACGGUGAGAAUGAUGAUGUAACAAAUGAGAAUGAAUUUGCGCGGAAGGAGUUAAAGGAAAAGGAAAACAAUCAGCGAAGAGAAAGAACAAAACAAUCAUACAAUAAAGUGUUUGAAGAAACUUCAAUUGAUGAGUUACAGGUAGGAGCAAAUGAUUUUUUACUAAGUGAGAACAAUUCAAACGUGAAGUAUGGAGCAUCUGCAAAACCCCUGACACAUAGCUCUCAAACAGAGAGAAAUUUUUCAUCAACAGUAGAAAUCGAUUUCAAUCAAAGUAAUUCAACAUGCACAAAUGAUGAAAAUUUUGCGUCAAAAACACAGCGACGCUCAAUUGCCGAUGAAACAAGCCAAGAACAAUUGACCAAAAAAACCAUUCAGUAUUACUCCGAAGGAUCAUGGAUCUCAAAGAUGAUCGUAACUUAUUAUUUAAACGAAGAAAAAGUCACAGAAGAAGUAAGUGGUAAUGGAGAGAAAGUGAUUAUUUCUGCAAGCGCAACAAAUGUCGAAGUGAGAUUUAAAGUUAUGCGUCCAUUAUGGGGCGAUGUCAUGACGUACGACCGUUUUAACAAGAGCUGGUUAAAACCAUAUACACCUCACAUCUUCCGAUACCAAAAAGCAAAUAAUCGCACAUUUACUCUUAGUGGUAAUCUUCGUUGGGAAGCAGUUAUGGGAGUCAGUAAUGAGUAUGGAGAAACAAAAGAAAUGGGUUUUAUAUCAACUGACGAAAUUUAUUGCCCUCAAAGAAAUUCAAACUGCUCAAAUAAUGAAAAUUUUGCGACAAAGACUAAACAACACUCAAUUCUCGACGAUAUAAGCCAAGAGCAGUUGACCAGAAAAACCAUUAAAUAUUACUCCAAAGGUUCAUGGUUCUCAAAGAUGAUUGUAACCUAUUAUUUAAACAAAAGAAAAGUCACAGAAGAAGUAAGUGGUGAUGGGAAGAGGGUGAAUAUUUCUUCAAGUGCAACAAAUAUCGAGGUGAGAUUUAAAGUUAUGCGUCCAUUAUGGGGCGACGUCAUGAAGUACGACCGUUUUACAAAUACCUGGUCGAAACCGUAUACACCUCAUAUCUUCCGAUACGAGAAAGCCACUGGUCGCACAUUUACUCUUAGUGGUAAUCUUUGGUGGGAGGCAGUUAUGAGAGUAACUGAUGAAUACCAUGAGGAAACAAAUGAAAUGGGUGAAGUAUAGAAAGGUGAAGAACUUUCUAUAAUCAAUUAAUCACUGAAAAUAACAUUUGUUGUGUUUUGAAGUAUAGUACUUGCACCACCUAAAUAAUGUAGUAACUAUAUAUUGUAAUAUGAGUGUAUUCUCCGAUUGUGUCAAGUAUUGUCGAUAGCAAGAAACUUUCUCGAUCUUUAUCAUUUCUAUUGCGUACUGUACUCCAUUGUACUUGGAAUCAUUUAUAAAAGGUAAUGAAAAAGAUACGUGCCUACACCUAGAUAAUCGUAAAGAUAACACAGAAUAUAAAAUAAGAACCAAAAUAGCUCAAAUAGGGUUAGCUGCAAAGUAUUUUAAAAUGGAGAUAUGACUGCUGUAACUAUUGUAACCGUCCUCUACUGAACGAAACUACACUUACACAGUUGAAAUAACCUUGAUUCUUCAAUAAUUCUCAUUAACGUUUUUUGAGUUUUUCAGAUAUCGCCAGCGGAAUUAAUGAUUGGGAAACGUUCUGUUAACAUAGAACAAAUAAGUCAUUGCUGAACUAAAUGAUAAUUGACCUUACCUGAGAUUAAGUGUAACUGUAAAUACAACGUAUAAAUCAUCAUUAUUCAAAUGAUGGAGACAGCAAUGGCUCUCACAUAAUGAUUUUUAAGAAAAUAGUUUUCUAUGGAGAUUUAUCUUAUACCAGUAUGCUUUUGUGUAUAAUGUAAUCAUUAAAUAGUAAUUUUUUAAA
This is a messenger RNA of Xenia sp. Carnegie-2017, 3676 nucleotides long. RefSeq lists its product as uncharacterized. Lineage: Eukaryota; Metazoa; Cnidaria; Anthozoa; Malacalcyonacea; Xeniidae. The record is from RefSeq and is a predicted model, not a curated record.